GGCGGGCAUAUUCAAAACAGGCGAGAUGGACUUAAUAUCUGCGCUCGACUUUCUGAAGUUAAACAUAAUUCCACAAGCUUGGGUGGAUGAAGUAUGGGAUUUGGAGUUUACAGAGAAAAAGUCAUUAGAUGAUACCAUUGAAGAAGACCUCACAGCCAGUGAUGAAAAGGCCUUCAGAGACCUCUACCAGUGUUUACUAGCUCACACUGCUGAACAACAACAAUCUACAGACACCGAUGCUGCAUCACAGAGUAUCUGGGCACUGCUGGGUGAGAAUGGGGUGUCUGUCAAGUCCCUGGUGGCUGUCCUGUCUUUUUUUGUCCUGUCUGGACAAUCCAAAACAGCCACAGUCCAGCAGAGGGUGAGCGGCCUGCAUGCUGCGUCACUCUACCUACUUUUAUUAGGGCUACCAGGGAGCAUUGCCAACAAGGUUUUUCAUGAGGUAUUUUUGGACACAUGUUCAAACAUGACCUUUCAUUGCUGGCCUCAAGAUUCUGGCAAGAAGCGCAAAAAGGAGGUGAUGAAGAGCUCCCAGGCUGAAAACAAACGGCCCAAACGGCACCGCAAAGACUGUCAAGAGGUGGAUAUGGAUGAGGCAGAGGAAGAUGAGGAGGAAGGGGAGCCUCAUUUCACUGGCCAGGACCUGGCAAAUAUCAGAGCUGCUGUGGUUCUUCUGGUUCAGAGUCUCCUCAGGCUCUUGCAGACAUUGCCACUCAAAGGCAGACCACAGAGUGCCAACAACUGCACCCAGAUCUUCAGCAAGCUUCUGUACUUGGAACCAGUCACUGGAGAGCUAGACUUCACUGCUGAGGAUUUCACCAAACUGAGGAGUGUCCCUGCAAUGGCUUUCUAUGGACUGCAGCUGCUCUGUUCCCCAAAACACGGAGACCAGAAAGAAUCUCUGCGGAGGGUUUUCCACCGGCUGCUCUAUGUCAUCCUGAUGAUGAACAAAGGCAACAGAGGGAAGCCCACCGUCCUCAUUCCCAGCCAGGCCAACCUUGCCAUCCGCAAACAGGCCAUCCAUUUUGUUUGUCACAUUGUGGCUACACUGAACGAGCUGGCUCGGCCUUUCCUACAAAUCCUCCUGCAACACAUCUGCUUCCAGAUGGUGGAGAAGAGUGAAUUUCGUAGCCAUGGUGCACAAGCUGUUGGCCUGCUGACUGCACAGAUGGGAAGUACGGACUACGCUGGCUUCAUCAAGUGGCUGUAUAACUACUCCAGACACUCAAAGAUGGUGUGCCGCCUGUUCUCUGUGGAUGUGGUGAUGGUUCUACUGGAGCAGCCAGAAAGAAGGCCAGAAGACUGUCAGGAUUCAGAGCUGGUCCAUUUCUUGCCCCACAAGUUCCUCAUCCAGAAUCUGCUAUUUGCACGGAGGAAUGAUGAAUCGCCCAUUGUCCAAGGCCAUGCAUUUGCAUGUUUGGCACAGUGUCUGGAGCUCCCUUCACUCAAUGCCACUCGGGCUGUUCAUGCUCUCUUUUCUACCAGUGGGUCUCCGACAGUAUUGGAUGGUGAAAUAACAGAAGGAACCCUCAGUUCACAACAGACACAGAAAACGUAUCGCUCUUUGCCAUUCAGGACUGUGGAGAUCAGUGGUACUGAAACCUCAAACAGCGAAGCCAAAGAGAAUUUGGCUCUUCUCCUGCGGCGUGUACAAGACCCGAAAACAAAUGUGAGAAAAUCAGCUCUGCAGGCGCUGGUGAGUCUCUUAAAGCACAAUGUGAUUCUGAAUAGCUCGGAGACCCUAUCUCUAUUGUCAGAGCGUUGCAGAGACCCAGCUGUGUCUGUGAAGAAGAAGGCCCUGCAGUGUGUGGGGGAGCUGCUCUAUGCUAAACCUGACAGCCGUCUGGUGCAGAGGGCAUGGCUGCAGGGUGUCGUGCCUGCUGUGGUGGAUUCAGAGAAUAGUGUUCAAGAGAAGGCUCUAGAGGCUCUGGACCAAGUUCUUCUCAGCCAGGUCAAGUUACACUCUGCAGGACACCAUCUAGAUGCAGCGCAGACAUUGACCUGGGACCUACUGGACCUGCUCUGCCAUGAGUGCCAUAACCUCAGUCAGUACUUCAGUCGGGCCUUCACCAUCUGGUCCAAACUGAACAGAUUCACACCAACUUUCAUCAGCAACCUUAUCUCACAUACUGAGACGGAUCAUGCUGGUGGGGCCUGGUUGCUCCUCUCCAAGGUUGUUGCUUCAUCGCCCAAACUGCCUUAUGGAAAAAUCUUGGAAGCCUGGGACAAUAUGGUCAGUUCAGAGGAUAGAAAUGUUACAACCUGCUGUCACAUCCUGAGUGUGAUGGGUGAUAUUGCUGCACAUUUAAAUGAAGACACCAAAGACAGAAUAAUUAAUGAUCUGAUGUCAUUGCUGAAGACCACUCUCUCACUUGAGGUAAUCAGUGCUGCGAUGGAGACUCUGUAUCAACUUGGCCACAGUGAAGACAUCAAACAGACUCAGGCUUUUCUGAACCAGUACUGUGGUGAACUGGUGUCUAUCUGUGAGGCUUAUUUAGCCAGCAUCAUUCUGUGUGAAAAUGGAGUUCGCAGCCUAAAUGAGGAGCUGAUGAUAAAACACCUCCACACUCUUGGUGUGGCGUCGCUUCACUGUCCUGCCAAGAUUAGCAAGAGGACAGUCCUGCUGGUGGAAUCUGUUCUCACCACAAAUUCAGACAAACUGGCAGACUUUCAGGAGGAGCUGCCACCCUCUCUGCCUUUGUCCCAGUUCACAACAAACUGUUUUCCUACCAGAGUCCGAGCUCAUGGUGUCAUUACUUUGGGUAAACUGUGUCUGCAGAGAGAGGAACUUGGUCAGAAAUACUUGCCAGUGUUUGCACGGGAACUAGAGGUUGGCACGGAAGUUGCCGUGCGCAACAACGUGGUGGUGAUUAUGUGUGAUCUGUGUGUUCGAUAUACUAACACAGGAGAUCACUAUAUUCCCAACAUCUCAGCCUGUCUGCGGGACAGUCAGCCGGUCAUCAGGGAGCAGACCCUUAUCAUGUUGACCAACCUGCUGCAGGAGGAGUUUGUGAAAUGGAAAGGCUCCCUCUUCUUUCGCUUCAUGGUAGCACUGGUUGACCCUGUUCCAGCAAUAUCCAGCCUUUGUGAAUACUGCCUUCUCCACUUACUCCUCAAAAAGAACCCGGAGAUGUUCAGCCAGCACUUUAUCGAGUGCAUCUUCCACUUCAACUCCUACAGCAAACACAAGUCUUACAACAAGUUUCCUCAAAGCGACAAAGAAAAGGUUCAGUUCUCCCUUAAAGGAUCGGCAAAUCGAGAAAAACGUUUUCGGAUAUAUCGCUUUCUGUUGGAGCACUUUACUGAUGUCCAGCGCUUCAAUGUAAUGAGCAAGAUCAACCAAAGUGUCCUGGCAUGCUUUGCAGAUGAAGAGCUGCCUCUUGAUGAGGAUGGUACUGAAAUUUUGUCUGAGACCUUUAGCGUCUUGAGUCUGAAGGAGAUGAAGCUGCAGGCCGUUUCUUCUACUGCAGCAGGCUCUGUAGGGGAUGAACCAGAGGAGGAAAACAUGGCAACCGUGGCCAAGGCUGUCCUGGAGGCUGCCCAGAAGAAGGUUGUGUCACAGAUUCAGAAGAAGGCCUUUAUAGAGAACACAGUUCCAUUGAUCAUCAGCCUGAAAAACCUGCUGGAACAGAAGCGCUCUCCUGUUCUCAGAGAACUCAUGGCCUACCUUAAGGUGAAGAUGCAAGACUACCGCACUGAGGUGAAAGAGUUUUUCUCUGGAGAUGAGCAGCUGGCCGCAGAGGUGGAGUUCGCCCUGAAGAUGACCGAGAAUGAACAAAAGAUGGAGGAGAAAAUGGGCCAUUGUAGCCUGACUGGAGAAACCCAGACCCCCAAUACACAGGGUUCAGUGCAGCAGUCUCCAGUGCAGUCUCCUGCCACGUCCAGACCUCUCCCUCUGCUUAGCUUUGCCACACCACAGCCAACACGUCCGCCUCCACUGUUUAACAGACUGGUAUAUUCUGCCAGAUCUGGACAUUCUGCAUCAGUGUUGCAUAAAGGAGAUGAUAACAGAGCAAUAAGCACACCAAAAGGUGUCGAUGUCCACCUGACUUUUAAUGAAGUCAGCCCCAUCUUCAGAGACAGGAGCUCAAGUUCAAUGGGGGAGAUUAAUGUUCUUCAUGUGCAGUCAAAUCAGCAGCAAGCUCCUGGACUGAGGCAAUGGAAUGUACAGUCUCCCCUUCGCCAGAAGAAAAACAAAGGCGAUUGAAUUCUUUGUUUUCUGGUCAGAGUCAUCAGAUACUUCAGAAUUCCUAUGUUAAGUAGAAGGGCAUAUAUUUUACCUUCAUAUCUGUCUAUCAUACUUGUGGUCUUUGUGCUUGAUUUUUUUUUUUUUUUUCUCCAGCCAGGAUAAAGCCUGCCAAUUAGCUAAGGCUAGUCCUGUACAAAUUACAAUUUUUAAUGUACCAAUACUUGUACUUAUAUUAUCUUUGUCAAAUAAAUAACAAAAAUAAGUAAAAUAUUUUCCUGAUUGAACUGUUUUUUUAACAUCAGGCAACUGUUAAUUGUAAUUGUUUGUCUUUGUAUUUUAUUGACUUAUUAAAAUGUCACGUUACAGUCAAAAUAAAAAAAAAAAGGAAUAAAUAACCACUAAAUCACAUUGUAUAUAUUCAUGUCAUGUAGAUAUCAUAUUCCAAAACAAGGAAUAUGAUGGGAGGAAUCUGAGAUUAGUCUGAUUAGUGAACAUUAACUGUUCGAGUUUGUUUCAUUCUUGUUGGUAUUUAGUUUUCUUAAUUCUGAAAACUAUUUUGAUUUUUCAGUUAAAAAAUUUUCACUGCUAUUUUUAGAGUUUAAUGUUAGAGUUCAUUAACUUUAAUUCAGCCUUUUUUUCUUUUCACAAUUUUGUAUUUAUUUGCUUAAGAAACUGUUAGACCUCUUUGUCACUAGUCUGAAAAGGUUUUCACCUUUUAAGGGAUAUGAUGUGUGAUUAUCUGCAUUAUCUUAAAGACAAUUAUUUUAAGAGGCUUAAAGUUUUCAAUUUUUGAUUUAUGAUGAAAGCAUAAUGAAAGGGGCUGUUCAGAUUUGUUUAUUGUCACAUCUAAACCAAAUAAGACCAGGUUCAGAUCAAAAAUCACAAUGCAUAACCCGAUCAAACCAAAAGUAGAUUAUCUUAGAGAAGUUUUCAGACAUAUACUUAAUUGUACCUAAUAUACAGAUAUAUAAUAGAUAGAUAAAUAGGUAUAAUAUAAAAUAUAUAUAUAGUAUAUAGACAAACCAAGAAUUCCAUCCAUCUGUCCCAAGAUUUUUGUCCAACCUAUUUGUCGAAGACUGUUCAUCCAUUUCUUUUCAAAUUUCACACAUGGUCUUUACCACUAGAGGUGCAGUUAAAGGAACAGGGGAUGCUAAAAAGUGGUAAACAUGACCCUUUCCUAAGUUUUUGGAGUUUACUGCAGCAAUCAAAUUCAAAAUUACCUUAUUAAUGUUUUUUCUCAAACUGGUACAUUUUCUCAGUUUAAACAUUUGAUAGGAUGUAUAUGUUCUACUAUGA
Messenger RNA from Sphaeramia orbicularis (orbiculate cardinalfish), 5485 nucleotides. RefSeq names its product non-SMC condensin II complex, subunit D3 (gene ncapd3). Gene Ontology annotation, molecular function: histone binding. Gene Ontology annotation, biological process: mitotic chromosome condensation; meiotic chromosome condensation. The record is from RefSeq and is a predicted model, not a curated record. Lineage: Eukaryota; Metazoa; Chordata; Actinopteri; Kurtiformes; Apogonidae. Gene Ontology annotation, cellular component: condensin complex; condensed chromosome, centromeric region. The transcript is spliced from 35 exons. The coding region runs from base 26 to 4207 and encodes 1393 amino acids.